Molecule: messenger RNA, 1101 nt
Organism: Heterostelium album PN500
Lineage: Eukaryota; Evosea; Eumycetozoa; Acytosteliales; Acytosteliaceae
Exons: 6
Coding region: 1-1101 (366 amino acids)
Source: RefSeq, a predicted model, not a curated record
AUGUAUCCAAGAAAUAGUUCAUCACCAUUUGUACAACCUAUAGGAACUACCGGUAAGAAUCAAGGUGGUCUGAAGGACAUGUUGACAUUGUAUAAAGAUGGUGCAACAACUAAUGGUGUUGCUGUCGACGGUAGUGCCAACGGUGCAAAAAUGACAACACCUGUCAAAGGUGGUGCUAGUUCUAUGGUAUUCACACCGGUCAAGGAGAAUCAACCGAUCGCUUUCAACUUGGGUGCUACCAUCACUACACCCACAAAGGCAAACAACAACAACAACAACAACAACAACAAUGGCGAGCGUAGUCCACUUACACCAGUCAAAGUACUAAACUCACCAGUAAACUCUUCUUCUUCUUCCUCCGGUAGUUCCGAUGAAAACGAUGAUGAUGUCAGAGUAUUCUCUAAAUCUCCAACAAGUUCACCCAAUUUCAAGAGUCCAAAGAAUAAAACAUUGAAACAAAAGAGAUUUAGAAAUAUGACUGCACAAUUACCAACUAUUAAAUCUAUGGACGAUGUUGUAAAAUUACAAGAAGAAAUUACAGAGAACAGAGAUAAGAUACAAAGUUUACAACAACAAUUGUCAAGUGCUCAAAAAGAAAAAGGAGAGAUUGAAAAUGAAAAGAAAGAACUUUUGGAAAAGUUGAAACAAUUGGAUGAAAAGAGAGUCAGUGCUGAGAGCCGUGAGAAAGAUACCAAGCUACAGUUGGAGGAUAUGGAGAAGAAGUUGUCGUCUACCGUUGAAGCAUUGCACCAAGAGUUUGACAAGAAACUCUCUGAUAUCAACGAUGAACGCUCUCAGACCGAGAAAAUCAUUGGUAAAUACCAAGAAAGAGUAUUUUUAUUUUUCUCUACUUGUUUGGCUAUUAAAUUGAAUCAAUUGAUGUUGAAUACUCCAACCAAUAUUUGUACUCAAGAGUUGUGGGAAGAGGCAGAAGCUCAACAAAUCACAUCGGCCAGAUUCACUCAAUUCAUUAGCCAGAAAGUAAAAGCAUUGCAACAGCAACAAGCUCCACCCUCACCAGCCAAGUCACCAAGAAAGCAAUCACCACCAACACCAAAAAAGAAAGGUAGUGCAGCAGCUCCACAAAAAUCAAAGAAAUAG